CCCACAAUUCCCCUGUUACCAAGGAGACGUGGGCUGCGUCGUUAGCCGUCAGUAGCAGAGGAGCUAGAAGACUCGUCGCUGUAUGUGACUUUUGUGAAAUGGCAGAGCUACAUAUUAUGGGACAGAUCGUCGGGGCCAGUGGUUUUCCGCAGAACACUUUGUUCUGCAAAUGGGGAGUUCACUCGGGGGGAGCAUGGCGCCUUCUCUCUGGUCUGAAGGAGGGUCAGACCCAGGUGGAUACCCCCCAAACAGGAGACAUAGCGUACUGGAGCCACCCGAUUGAUCUGCACUACGCGACCAAGGGGCUCCAAGGCUGGCCGAAGAUCCACCUCCAAGUGUGGCACCAGGACUCGUUCGGACGGUGCCAACUGUACGGGUACGGAUACUGCCACGUCCCGUCGAGCCCCGGUCAUCACCGGAUAAACUGUGUGACCUGGAGGCCGCUCGGCUCCUGGCAAGAGCAGUUAGCUCAAAUGUUUGUAGGUGGGGGACCCCAGCUCCGCAACCCGGACCUCAUAUACAGCGGGGCGGACAGAUACAGGCUCCACACCGAGGCUAUGGGCACCGUGGAGCUGGAGCUCGGCGUUAUCAUGAGACACUUCGACAAAUAUGGCGUCGAAAACUGACACGAUGAAAAGGAAAGGACUUAAAAAAAGCCUGGAGGAUUAUACCGUUUACUGUACUGUACAGGCACGGUCCAAUUUAUUUGGGUCUUUUUACAGUGUUUUUUUGCGUUUGCUAAAUUGUGUUUUUUAUUUUACAAAUAUGUGAAUAAACCAAUGCCUUAACGAA
Messenger RNA from Betta splendens (Siamese fighting fish), 792 nucleotides. RefSeq names its product B9 domain containing 2 (gene b9d2). The transcript has a single exon. Lineage: Eukaryota; Metazoa; Chordata; Actinopteri; Anabantiformes; Osphronemidae. Gene Ontology annotation, biological process: cilium assembly. The coding region runs from base 99 to 626 and encodes 175 amino acids. Gene Ontology annotation, cellular component: MKS complex. The record is from RefSeq and is a predicted model, not a curated record.